Molecule: messenger RNA, 699 nt
Organism: Filobasidium floriforme
Lineage: Eukaryota; Fungi; Basidiomycota; Tremellomycetes; Filobasidiales; Filobasidiaceae
Exons: 7
Coding region: 75-584 (169 amino acids)
Biological process (GO): Arp2/3 complex-mediated actin nucleation; actin filament polymerization
Cellular component (GO): Arp2/3 protein complex; actin cytoskeleton
Molecular function (GO): actin filament binding
Source: RefSeq, a predicted model, not a curated record
CUCGAAUUCCUGUGACAGCGUGAAGUACCCAGCCCCAAGCUAGCAGACAGGCCUUGUAUAUUGCUACCCACAAAAUGUCAAACACGCUUCGACCUUACCUCAAUGCCGUUCGGAGUACUCUGACAGCGGCUCUUACGCUGGAAAACUUCUCAUCUCAGGUCGUUGAGAGGCAUAAUUACCCGGAAGUCGAGGCUGGCAACUCGCAAGAAACCCUCCUCCAACCCCUCCUCAUCUCGCGUAACGAAUCCGAACGCGUCCUCAUCGAACCGUCUAUCAACUCGAUCCGGCUGUCCAUCUGCAUCAAACAGGCCGAUGAGAUCGAGAGGAUCUUGUGCAAGAAGUUUACUAGGUUCAUGACCAUGCGAGCGGAGGGGUUCGUCAUUUUGAGGAGGAAGGCUAUUCCGGGAUAUGAUAUCUCGUUCUUGAUCACCAACUUCCAUUCGGAGACGAUGUUGAAGCACAAGCUCGUCGAUUUCAUCAUCCAGUUCAUGGAAGACGUCGACAAGGAGAUCUCGGAGAUGAAGUUGUCCCUGAACGCCCGAGCUCGUAUCGUAGCCGAGAGUUACCUCGUUACCUUCUCGUGAGGAGACGCUGAAGGCAUUUGCGAGGGGAUAGUUUGGAAGGGGGGGAAGGUGGUUGUACUAAUGAUGAUACGAUGUUGACGGUUUGUACCAAAGAUGAAUAUGAUUGCGGGGCUUA